GCUGCCACAUAGUGUUUAUAAAACAGAAGAUAAGAUUACGUUUUCUUUUGCUGAAUAUGGAAACUUCAUUAGAACAGAGGAAAAUUUGUUUGCCACGUGUGGUUGAACUUCCCAUAAAGAGAAAACACCAAGAUUUACCAGACUACUACAUUCAAAGCUCUACGAAUCAGACAACUCUUGAAGCACCAAGGUUACCAAGUAAACUAGACAUAGAUACAAAUCUUUGGCCAACUUCCAAUAUCAGGACACUUAUCUUCUCCCAACGCAGAAGCCUGAUAACCAAGACAGUUAGUAUAUCAAUGUCUGUUUUGUUAGUUAGCUAAAUGUCCAAACUGUGUAUUCCUUUAGUUACAAGUUGUUGUAACAGUUUGUUAUUCUUUUCCUUAAUCUUGUAACUCUGCUUAGCCGAUUUGAGAGCUGCCAACAUGCCCUUAGGUUAAGCUUCAAAAGGAAAGGAAGCCAAAAAUCAUCCAAAAUUGGAGAGUACAUACCACGUUGAUGGCCGACUAUGCCGAAACUCCAAUGAUAGUCAACGCCGUCGACGGUGCUGUUGACUACAAAGGCCGUCCGGCUUCGAGAUCCGACUUCGGUAGGUGGAGAUCAGCGACUUUUAUUAUAGGUGUGGAGGUUUCUGAGAGAUUCGCUUACUAUGGCAUCAGUUCGAAUCUUGUAACCUAUCUGACUGGGCCGCUCGGACAGUCAACGGCGGCCGCUGCGGUCAACGUUAAUGCUUGGGCCGGAACGGCGAUGUUGCUGCCUCUGUUGGGAGCUCUGGUUGCGGAUUCUUUUUUGGGGCGCUACCGCACCAUUGCUAUGGCUUCUCUGCUUUAUAUUUUGGGACUAGGAUUGUUAACUCUGUCAGCUAUGGUGCCUUCUUUGAGUGGUUAUGACUGCGAAACCAACACCAACUCGUCCUGUUCUUCUACUCAGCUACAAGUAGUACUGUUCUUCCUCUCUUUGUAUCUAGUUUCAUUUGCUCAAGUUGGAUUCAAGCCAUGCGCUCAGGCUUUUGGAGCUGAUCAGUUCGAUAGUCAAGAUCCAGUGGAAUGCAAAGCCAAGAGCUCAUUCUUCAAUUGGUGGAACUUUGGUAGUGCUGUGGGUUCUACAGUAGCAAUGUUCAUCGUCACCUACAUACAAGACAACCUUAAUUGGGCUCUUGGAUUUGGUACUCCUUGUAUUGUGAUGGUCAUUGCAUUGGUUGUUUUCCUGCUUGGAACUACAACUUAUAGGUAUAGCAUUGUACAAAACGAGAAAAGUGCUUUUGUGAGGAUUGGUAGUGUGUUUGUUGCAACAUUUAGGAACCGGCAAAGAACUCCACCAAGUUCCACAUUGCCAAGCGAAGUUGAAGCUGACCACGGUUCUGAACAAUUCAAAUUCCUCAGCAGAGCCUUUCUUGCUCCAAAUCACCAUUUGCAGGAAGACAAUAGUGCUUGUUGCAUAGCUGAUGUUGAAGAAGCAAAUGCUGUACUUAGGCUUUUUCCAAUAUGGGGAACUUGCUUAAUAAAUGGCAUGGUGAUUGCACAAUCCUCAACUUUCUUUACAAAACAAGGGGCUACCAUGGGCAGAACCAUUGGCUCAGACAUUCAAAUACCAGCUGCAUCACUUCAGUGCUUCAUAGGCAUUACCACUAUUGUUAUCAUCCCCAUUUAUGAUUUCAUUUUUGUUUCAAUUGCUAGAGCUUUCACCAGAAAACCAUCUGGUAUCACAAUGCUUCAAAGAAUAGGAAUUGGAACUUCAUUUUUUGCACUCUCGAUGGUCGUUGCAGCUCUCAUCGAAAAGAAAAGGCUAAAAAUCGCUAAAGAAUACAACUUAGUUGAUAGGUGUUAUACCCAGAUUUCGAGCCAUGUUAAUUAUGACCUCGAAAGUUGGAUUCGCAAAUAAGUGGACUCAUAAGGUUGGAAGCAAGCUCCAGGAUCAUAUGCCGAGCUUGCAGGAUAUGGACGAUCUCGAGUAUGGUGACCUCGAAGAGUUCAUGAUCUCGAAAGAUAGCUCCAGGAACACAUUCAUCUUCGGAGACAACUUCGGAUCAGGGUUCCCGAACUCGACGCGCAUACGAUCUCAAACAGGUUGAGUGACCUCGGAAGAUGUCUCCAACUCGAAAGGUGACAGGAAACCUGGGAGACUAAAGCCUUGGAGAUACGCAAUAAUCACUUUGAAUAUUUACAAGUAUUAUAAAUAUGAGAUAUAAUCCUCAUUUAUUAAUGUAAAUUCCCUAGAAUCGUGGGAUAUUAUUUGAUCAGUUAUGCGUUUCCUGGUCUUCAGGGACGUUUCCUUUUA
Molecule: messenger RNA, 2277 nt
Organism: Humulus lupulus (European hop)
Lineage: Eukaryota; Viridiplantae; Streptophyta; Magnoliopsida; Rosales; Cannabaceae
Product: protein NRT1/ PTR FAMILY 5.10-like
Exons: 4
Coding region: 499-1881 (460 amino acids)
Biological process (GO): transmembrane transport; oligopeptide transport
Cellular component (GO): membrane
Molecular function (GO): transmembrane transporter activity
Source: RefSeq, a predicted model, not a curated record